CAGUGAAUGAAAUGAGUAUGUUAAACUUGGAUAGGUGGUGCAUGCCUAUGUAUAGGGAAGAUCACCCCAAGAGGAUGUUGGUAUCGCGGAGGAUCUUGACUUCCACGGCCAGCGCCUGCAUCUCGCGCUUCUCAGCGUUGAUCACAUGCAUGUGGCCUUCUCGAUCUUGCACCACGACGUGCAAUUCCGAGUUCGACGACCCCGUCUCGGUCCUCGUGGUGUCUUCCAUCUCAGUCACGAUUCGCGGGCCAGUGGUCGCUGUGGAACGCUGAGAUUCCUCGAUGUCUUCUGUGGUUGACUUGCUGUCCCUAUUCGCCCGGUGGGGGUGGGGGGACUUGGACUUGUAUGUGGCGGCGGCCAGGGCGCGCAUCACAUGGGGCUGUUCCGGCAGCCCAAAGGAGGUCAAAUGGCUUGCCAGGAACCAGCGAAGCGUGCACCAGGCGCGGAUCUUCAUGUCCACACACGUGCCCCCGUAGCCAGGCUUGUCGACCACGGCGCCUCGGAUUUCGGACAAGAUGGACGUGGAGUUGAACACAAGUUGGCGGCCGAGCGAGUUGCGGGCCAGAGAUCGCCACAACUUUCGAUUGACAAUGUGGUCUAGCGCCAGGAGACCAGCCAAGUUGCCGAUGACUCCCGCCGCGAGCGUAGGCAACGCCCGAACGUACCAGCUCUCAAAGAAGAAAACGUAGGUGGCGUCCAAGUUUUGGGUCGUCGAGUGCAAGUCGACGAUCACCGAGUUGCCAAAUUCGACGAACGCGUUCCUUUCAAACAGCAGCAGCACGCUCAGGUACAUCCACGUGACUGAGCUAAAGUUAAGCCACCCCAUGACCGUAUUGGUGCCCGUGUACUGCGCCAUGCUCACAAAGUGGCACAUCCACUUGGCGGCUUUGAGCAGGAAGCAGUUGAGCCACAGCCACCGCACGGUCAUAGACAUGAGACGCAGCUCGAUCCACAGGUCAAACCCGCUGUUGGCGUACCACCGAUUGAGUAUCCUGGAAUAGAUCAUGCUGAUCUCUUCAUCCAAGAGCACUGUUAGCGUAUAGAGCACGACAAAGAUGUCGCUGUUGAAGCAAAUGUCACUCAGGCCAAUCGCGGUACAGGGCUGGCGGUACAGAGGGGGGGCGAUCAACCGAAGGAGGCGUUGGGGCAGCGUUUGCUGGGUAAAGUCCAUCCACUGGACGGUCUUUUGACUGGCAGCGUACACGCCAAAGAGAAGCAGGAGCGUUGAAAACCGAAUAUACAGGGCUGCAAUUGGACCCCCUCGACGCUGAAUAAUGAUCCCUAGCUCGUGACUGCCGCCCAUAAUGGCUUUGCUGGUUGUAAUUUCAAGCGACUUGGCGUUUUCGUUGUACGUAUACUCGAUCACACAAGUGUCCAGCCCGAGCUCCGUGAUAGGCACGCACCCCGAGCAAAACGCUUUCAAGAAGUACCGGUACAUGAAGACGGAUCCCGUCGUCACUUGGCCGGGCGGGGGGAGGACGAGGGGGGUCGUGAGGCGGAGGUCCGUGCUGUGCCGCCCUGGGGUGUACCCCAUAGCCCGUAACUGCGUCUCGUUCAUACCCUUGGUGGCUUGUCGUGCAGAGUUGGUGUCGCUAAACCAAUGGGUGAGGGCGUUACCUCGAAUGAACGUGACACUGUCCAGGACGUUUCCUAGCUGAACGGUCGUGGCGUUGAGGUCUUUAAUCGGAUACGUUUGGACCAACUGGCCACAGAUGUCGUUGACACUGUCGUGAAUGGGGUGCACAGUCGUGCCAAGCAUGAACGUGUGGCUGCCUCGAGCUUGGAUGUGCGCAAACGACGUGUUGACCAUGAACCGGCCCACCUUGGACAUGAGCGCAGGUGACUCAUUGGACGGAAACGCAUACUGAUCCAACAUGGCUUCGGGGGUGUUGAGGUCCAGCAUGGGGGUGAGCAGGUGCUUGGCGUCCCCGACGUAGUCGAUGAUGGCCCAGUUGUUGCUGAUCACGUCAAUCACGAGCAGGACGAGGCACAGUUUGCCCAGCACCUGCUGGCCUCCAGCCUUGGACCACUGGUAAAGCUUGAACUUGGUGGCUUUGGCUGGCACGACGUUGGCCCAGUCCACCGGGAAAGAUAUGGACGCUGGUCGAGGGGUGCCUAUCACGUCAUCCUUGGAUGCAACAACGAUCAUGUCCCACCAGUCAAAUAUAUGAAUGGUGUGGCUGUGGAGAAGAGUUGUUUCUCAAGCUAUUUAUACAUAAGUUACCACUGGGCGUUUGUUUCCAUCUUCGAUAACGCCACCGAAAGUUCAUGUUUUAUUUAUAUAUUUCAUUUCAAAAGGCCA
Aphanomyces astaci is the source of this 2302-nucleotide messenger RNA. RefSeq lists its product as hypothetical. The coding region runs from base 1305 to 1658 and encodes 117 amino acids. The record is from RefSeq and is a predicted model, not a curated record. Lineage: Eukaryota; Oomycota; Saprolegniomycetes; Saprolegniales; Verrucalvaceae. The transcript has a single exon.